Scomber japonicus (chub mackerel) is the source of this 1634-nucleotide messenger RNA. It is a transcript of the gene zdhhc7, whose product is annotated as zinc finger DHHC-type palmitoyltransferase 7. Lineage: Eukaryota; Metazoa; Chordata; Actinopteri; Scombriformes; Scombridae. Gene Ontology annotation, cellular component: Golgi apparatus; endoplasmic reticulum. The record is from RefSeq and is a predicted model, not a curated record. The coding region runs from base 230 to 1192 and encodes 320 amino acids. Gene Ontology annotation, biological process: peptidyl-L-cysteine S-palmitoylation; protein targeting to membrane. The transcript has 8 exons. Gene Ontology annotation, molecular function: protein-cysteine S-palmitoyltransferase activity.
GUCGCUGCUGUCAGUCAGCCCGUUGUUGAAGCGAUGUGUUCCAGUGGAGCUGGAGCUUAGCCUAAAUGAAACAUCAAAAGGCAUUGAAAAGGAGUUCCCAGCAUAAGAAAUAAGCAGCAUUAAGGUGUAAGCCUUCAUGUCAUGCUACAUAUGUAUCCCAUCCUGAAUGCUGGUCCAGGAGGUUCACAUCACAGCAUGUCAUUGUGAAGAGGGAAUUUAUUAGGGCAGGAUGCAGUCUUCAAACCACCGACUGCGAGACAUGGAGCAGCACCACCCACUGCUGUCGGCAGGUGCAGAUGUCGAGACGGGGAGCCUGGCAGCCGGAGUGAUGGUUGGGGGUCCCCACGCGGGCCACACAGCGGGAAACCGUACACUGUGGUUCAUUCAGGACAGCUGUGGUAUGGUGUGUGCAACCAUGACCUGGUUUCUGGUGCUGUACGCUGAAUUCGUUGUAAACUUCGUCAUGCUGCUGCCCGCCAAGAACUUCUGGUACUCGCUGCUGAACGGGGCCACCUUCAACUCCCUGGCUGUGCUUGCAUUGGCCUCACAUCUGCGCACCAUGUUGACUGACCCGGGCGCAGUCCCCAAGGGCAACGCAACCAAGGAGUACAUGGAGAGCCUGCAGCUGAAGCCAGGAGAGGUCAUCUACAAGUGCCCAAAGUGCUGUAGCAUCAAGCCUGAAAGGGCUCACCACUGCAGUAUUUGUAAAAGAUGCAUCCGGAAGAUGGAUCAUCACUGUCCCUGGGUCAAUAACUGCGUGGGAGAAAAGAAUCAGAGAUUCUUUGUACUUUUCACUAUGUACAUAUCCUUGAUAUCUGCUCAUGCCCUGGGCCUCAGUGGGAUGCACUUCUUUACCUGUAUCAAAGUCCAGUGGAACGAGUGCAGUGAAUUCUCUCCAGGGGUAUCUGUGCUGAUGCUGAUCUUCCUCUGUCUCGAAGCCAUCCUCUUCCUCACUUUCACUGCUGUAAUGUUUGGUACGCAAAUCCACUCCAUCUGCAACGACGAGACGGAGAUUGAACGUCUUAAAAAUGAGAAGCCCACAUGGGAGCGUCGCAUGAGAUGGGAUGGAAUGAAAGCUGUGUUUGGGGGUCCGCCCUCUCUGCUGUGGUGCAAUCCAUUCACAGGCCUGCGUCUGCGGCGUCUGAUGCUGUUGACCCACAGUCGCCGCGGCGGGUCUGAGUUUUCUGUCUGAGAGAAGGGCAGACUAAUGCAGCUCACCAACACUAGGUCAUCUCUAAAGCAAAAUCUCUUACAUGCCCUACUUGGACGGGGCCAGGAUGGAUAUCUGCUCCCUGGAGUUGUCCUUCACGUGUGGGUGACAGUGAGACAGGCUGCUCCAGUGGGACUCCAGUGCAUCGCAACCACCACUGAAAGUUUGUAUUCUCACUCUCACAUGCUGAUGUAGACCCAACACCUUCGGGUCUGCACAAGUAUGGUAAACAGCUGGGAUAUGGUUUAAACAUGAGCAGCUUUCCGAUUUGUUUGUGUGUUUUUAAGUAACGCAUGCAGUAUGUAACUCAAGUGAGUCUUUUAUUCCUUGUGAGGCCGUCCAAGGUGCUGUUCAAACUCAACUCAUGCACCUUCAGUACACAACUUCAGCAAUUUAUUUUCUUUGCUGUGCAGAUGAGAUUCAA